Molecule: messenger RNA, 459 nt
Organism: Scylla paramamosain (green mud crab)
Lineage: Eukaryota; Metazoa; Arthropoda; Malacostraca; Decapoda; Portunidae
Exons: 3
Coding region: 7-459 (150 amino acids)
Source: RefSeq, a predicted model, not a curated record
GUGAAGAUGGUCUGGCUCAUUCUAGUCUCUCAGGCCAAGAAGACAGGAGCAGGUACCGUCCCGUGUGCUGCUGUCGUCCUGAACCUCGUCGUCGUCAUCGUCAGUCUACUUGCAGCCACUUCGAUGAAGAGUCCUGUGGGCGCCACGCUGCUCAGCCUGCUGGUGGUGGCGUUGCUCGGGGCAGCGGCCGCUCACCUCGCUUACAGGUCAGGCCAGCCUCGACCCUUCUCGCCCGAUGAAGAAAGAGCCUACAGGGACAAACAGACGCCCUUCCUUGAUGACCAAGACGCUCCAGACCAGUCUCAGGCACUGCAGGUGUGGGAGAAGCGCGGGUUCGGCUCCAUGAUGCCCGCCUACCUGCUGCAGCUGUACCGCCCCGACCAACCGCUCAUCAACCCGUCCCUGCUCUUCCGCUCCUCCCAAGGCCGCGGCAGGGGCGCUUACACUGGCCAGGGAUGA